This is a messenger RNA of Microthlaspi erraticum, 378 nucleotides long. Lineage: Eukaryota; Viridiplantae; Streptophyta; Magnoliopsida; Brassicales; Brassicaceae. The record is from the annotation of a GenBank genome assembly.
AUGUCGAAUUUGGUUGUUGCACUCGUAGCCAGCGCCGUUGCAGCAGUGGCGAUCAUCAUAUUAUGCUGCAUCAUCACCCACAAUACAAAGCUUCCUUCUCCACCGCCGCCUCCACCACCGCCACUAAGGCCAUUGCAGCUCCAGACGCCUGUGUAUAGAACCAAAGAUGGAGAUCUUGUCAUUAUGACAGGCGCUGGCACCGCCAUAUCAGUUGCUGGAGCCGUUAUCUAUGGCGGUUCAAGUGGUUGUGGUGGUGGAGGUGGUGGUUGUGGAGGUGGAGGUGGUGGUGGUGAUGGAGGUGGUGGUGGUGAUGGAGGUGGAGGUGGUGGUUGUGGAGGUGGAGAUGGAGGUGGCGGGGGUGGUUGUGGAGGCGACUAA